Messenger RNA from Quercus lobata, 1461 nucleotides. RefSeq lists its product as uncharacterized. The coding region runs from base 1 to 1461 and encodes 486 amino acids. Lineage: Eukaryota; Viridiplantae; Streptophyta; Magnoliopsida; Fagales; Fagaceae. The record is from RefSeq and is a predicted model, not a curated record. The transcript has a single exon.
AUGUUGGAUGAUGAUCAUAUGGAUGGUAUUGAUGCCUUGGUAAGUGACCAAAUUAGAGGGGAACCAAGAAAUGCAACCGAAGAUGAGAAAGUGUGUAACUUUGACAAAUUUAAGCAAGAUGCAAAUCGUGAGUUGUAUCCAGGUUGCACUGAUUAUAGUGUCUUGAAGUUUGUUAUUGAGAUAUUAAAUAUAAAGGUAAUAACCAACUUAAGUAAUAAGAGACUUGAUAUGAUGCUAGAAUUGUUGACAAAUGUUUUACCAAAAGGUAACUUGGUUCCAAGGUUAAUUUAUGAAGCAAAGAAGAUAUUACGUGACUUGGGCAUGUCACACGAGCAUAUAGAUGCAUGCAAAAAUGAUUGUGCAUUAUUUUGGAAGGAAAAUGAAAACCUUGAUAAAUGUCCGGUGUGUGAGGCGCCUAGGUACAAGGAUACAUGUGCCCAAGGUAAGAAGAUUCCUCAUAAGGUAUUGCAUUACUUCCUAUUGACACCGAGACUGAGGAGAUUGUACAUGUCAAGCCAAAGAGCUAAGGACAUGAGAUGGUAUAUAUACAAAUGUGUGGAUGAUGGGAUAAUGAGGCAUCCGGCUAAUAGUGAGGAGUGGAAGGAGUUUGAUUUGCAAUAUCCUGAUUUUGCCCUCGAACCUCGCAAUGUAAGGCUGGGGUUGGCUACAGAUGGAUUUAACCCUUUUGGGAAUAUGAACAACAACUAUAAUAUGUGGCAUGUCAUAAUCAUCCCCUAUAACCUACCGUAUUGGAUGGUUAUGAAAGAGCCAUAUUUUAUCUUGUCCUUGCUUAUUCCUAGUCCCCAUCAACCGAGAAAUAAGAUUGAUAUUUACUUGAAUCCAUUAGUUGACGAGUUGAAGGAGUUGUGGAAAGAAGGUGUAGACACUUAUGAUGCUUAUAGUAAAGAGCAUUUUCUGAUAUGUGCAACUUUGUUUUGGACAAUACAUGACUAUCCUAGAUUUGAUAACAUGUCUGCAUGGAGGACAAAGGGUUAUCCUUCUUGUUACACUUGCAACGAUGAACUAUAUUCAGAAGCUUUGAAAAGUAAAAUUGGAUUCAUUAACCAUCAAGCUUAUUUGCCUAUGGAACAUCGUUGGAGACAUAGUCGGUUGCAUAAUGGUUUAUCGAAGAAACAGAAGAGACAUUUAGAGUUACAAGUGGGAAAGAUACAAGAGCAGCUAGAUAGAAUGUCAAAUAUAAUUUUAGGAAAACAUCCAAGUAACAAGAAGAGACAACUCAUUGGGGAGCCAAAUUGGUCAAAGGUAAGUAUUUUGUACAAGCUUCCAUACUGGAAAAAUAAGAAACUUAAACACAACAUUGAUGUCAUGUAUGUGGAGAAGAACAUUAGUGAGAGUACUUACGGGACUUUGUUGGGCAUUAAGAGGAGAAACAAGGAUACUGACAAGGCAUGGAUAAACUUGCAAAAUAUGAACUUUAGGCACACGUUGCAUUUGAAAUAA